This is a messenger RNA of Patiria miniata (bat star), 1320 nucleotides long. Its product is annotated as glucose-6-phosphatase 2-like. Gene Ontology annotation, biological process: glucose 6-phosphate metabolic process; gluconeogenesis. Gene Ontology annotation, molecular function: glucose-6-phosphatase activity. The record is from RefSeq and is a predicted model, not a curated record. The transcript is spliced from 4 exons. Gene Ontology annotation, cellular component: membrane. NCBI's taxonomy places the organism in Eukaryota, Metazoa, Echinodermata, Asteroidea, Valvatida, Asterinidae. Bases 132 to 1172 code for a protein of 346 amino acids.
AUGCAUCGUCUGCUAGCAAAGUAGCAUGUAGUGAAUUUCCGGAGCUGUAAAUUCAGGCUAAUUCUUUCGUUUACAAACCUGGUUAUUGUAAGAAUUUCCAACAUUUACCAGGGAUACCAUCUUCAUUAUCCAUGGAUCGUCUGCAGGCCAUAGAGAUCACCCAUUUACAGAGACUUCAGCAUGUUUUCGGCGAUUAUUCGGAGGCUAUGUUGUUCCUCUCGCAUUUGGGCGAUCCACGUAGCGCGUUUUUAAUGUGUGUGCCGUUGGUGUAUUGCAUCAGCCGAGGGGCGGGGCUGAAGGUCUUGUGGGCGGCUGUCAUGUCGGAAUGGCUCAACCUUCUCCUUAAAUGGAUACUAAAUGGGCAUCGUCCAUACUGGUGGGUGCAUGAGAGUAAACUCUAUGAAGAUGACAAUCGGCCAAUCAUCAAGCAGUAUAGACUGACCUGUGAAACAGGCCCAGGUGUACCGUCUGGCCACGCAAUGGUCGCCACAGCAGUGUGGUUCAUCAUGAUGUCAUCCCUAGCAACGCACCUGGCGACGAUGUCCAAGUCGACCAAUCCGAGGAGCCGAUUGAUGAGGUUUAUUUGCAUAUUGCCAUGGUUAUUCCUGGCUGGGCUGGCCUCUGUCAUUUGCGUAUCCAGAGUUUUCAUAGCCACACAUUUCACACAUCAAGUAUUGCUCGGUGUCUUAGUUGGUGUCCUCGUUGGACUUUUCAUCUCCAAUCUUCAGGUUCAUGCCUUCUCAACAUCAACUCAUGUUGGAUUCGCCAUCUUUGUUGUCUUGGCAACUUUCCUCCAAUAUGGCAUCAUGGCCGCCUUGAACUUUGACCCCUCGUGGUCCAUGACCCUUGCCCUGAGGUGGUGCGAGCGGAGGGAGUGGGUUCACCUGGACACGACACCCCUGUACUGCAUAGCGAGGGACUUUGGUAGCUUGACUCUCCUGGCUGCUUCAGAACGGUUCGUCGCAACCAAAGAAAUUGCCGGCGUUGGACGUCAAAUUGCGGCCGUGGCGACUAGCUUGAUCUGCGCACAACUCAUUGAACUGGUUCGAUUUCCAAUGGACAACGUCAGUGUUUUCUAUGCGAUGGGAGCAGUCAAAUACGGCGCCGUUGUGGUUUCUACGGUUGCCAUCAAACGGUUGUGUUGUUAUGGUAAAAAGAACAAAACGCUUUGAGGUUCUAAAGCCAAUUUGACGUCUUUAAAAAGUUAUGAUGCCAAAUUUUUACAUUAUUUACUGCUGAAUAUGUUAGUCAGAAGACAGUAUGGGCUCCAUGCACAAAUAACCCAUCAACGGCCAGAAACGGAGAGUUGGGGGUGACCUA